CGUAGUGGGAAGGCCACUCGCGGUCUCCGCGCGUGUAAGUCGGUCUCGGCCACCACUUCUGCGUUUCACAGUGAACAAUGGAAGUCCGAAGUAGGAAGUAACGAGCUAAACGAUGAGCUUCGUCAAUCCAUUCAUCAACUUUUCGAAUUCAUCUUUAAUCCACUCUUACGAUUUCUUGAAUUUCUUUGCAUAUUCGAACGAAUCCCUAUUUCUUUUUUCCUUUACUAUGAUCGUCAAGCUUAAACCCUAGUUUUUCUAUUGUUUGGUUUUCGAUUCUACAUCCUCCAGCUGCAUCGAUCGUGCUUUAAACUUGUAAGCAAUCAUGAUUUUUAUGGAUUUUUCUAUACCCCUGGUUCUAUUGCCAUUCAAUUUUCUUCUCUUUUUGACAGUCGAGAAAUUCUAGGGUUUUAUUAUCGUGGCAGAUUACAUGAAUGGCUUCAGUGCUGCAAGGUCGUGGUGAUGCGGGAGGGAAUCCCAGAAGGACGGAUAGUGACAAGUUUAGUGCCGGAAAGCAACAGAAAGAGAGUAAACUUGCUAAACACGUAGCUCGAAAUUCCGUUCAGACUCCUGUCGCGGCCACCAAUGGCGGUGGUAAUCCGUUUUCUCCUUCUCAUGAUCUCGUCGAUGCUUUAGUCGCGUCUAGGGAUUCUUCGGGUCAAAAUUGCUGCAUUGAACCGGUUAAUGCCGAAGACGUGCCAGGAUAUACGAGGUUUGAGAAUCGCGUUAGGAUUAGUUUGAAUUCCAGAUCGAGGUCUGGGAUUAAAGAGCUUACAACGAAGCUGAAGGGUGAGCUUGAUCAGGUUAGGAGCCUCGUGAAGAAGUUUGAAACUCAGGAGCUGCAGCUUAGUGGUUAUGGUGCCGAUGUUGGACAGAGUCAGUCACAGUUUUCAGCUAAUAAUUUGGUAGACAGGGUCGGUACUGGCAGUACAAUGAAGGUUAAUUCCGAGGUGGGUUCUGCGGAUGUGCCUGCUUCGAGGCUUGUUCGAUGUGUUUCGGUUGCAGAAAAUUUUGGAGAGUUUGCAGAGAAAGAGAUGAGCAACCAUAAAAAUUCAAACUAUACUUCUCCAAAGGAGUUCCCGAUGUCGGACUGUAAUUUGAAUGGAGGUAAGAUUGGUCCAGUGCUUAAAAGCUGUAGUAUUUUGCUGGAAAGAUUGAUGAAACAUCAAUUUGGUUGGGUAUUUAAUGUGCCUGUUGAUGCGAAGCGUUUGGGGCUUCAUGAUUAUCAUAAGAUCAUAACGAAGCCAAUGGAUUUGGGUACCAUAAAGAUGAGAUUAAAUAAGAAUUGGUACAAGUCACCAAGAGAGUUUGCUGAGGAUGUGAGACUAACAUUUAGCAAUGCCAUUACAUAUAAUCCAAAAGGGGAGGAUGUUCAUAUAAUGGCAGAGCAGUUGUCUAAGAUAUUCGAAGAGAAAUGGAAGAUAAUUGAAGGCAAACAAUAUGUUGGUAAGGGAUUUCAGAUGGAUGAUGGUUCAGUUUUACGUACACCCACCUCUAGGAAAUCUCCAGCUCUUGCCACUCCUCCAAUGGAAUCGAGAACUUUCAGUAGAUCGGAUUCUACGACAAAACCUGUGCCUUCAAAUAGGGGGAUUUUAGGUAAAUCGGAUUCAGUAACAAAAACCCCCAAUCCCAAACAGACCCCCACAGAUGUUGCUCCUCGUGAUAAGAAGAAACCAAAAGCAAAGAAUCAUGAAAUCAGAGAUAUGACUUAUGAAGAAAAACAGAAACUGAGCAUUGACCUUCAGGAUUUACCAUCAGAUAAGCUGAAUUAUGUUGUCAAGAUUAUCAAGAAAAGAAACCAGGGACUCUUCCAAAACGACGAUGAAAUUGAGUUGGAUAUUGGCAGUGUAGAUUCUGAAACCCUUUGGGAACUUGAGAGGUUUGUGGCAAAUUACAAAAAAGGUUUGACCAAGAAUAAGAGAAAAGCUGACGCCAAUCUUCAAUCAGGAGAAAAAUUGUCUCACUACUCGACCAAUGAUACUGAUCUAGCAAUGGCUAAUACUGGAGGAAAACCUGUAGGUGGCAUUGCAGACUCUGAAAAUGAUAGUUCCUCGACAUGUGGGGAUGGAAAUCAGUCCCCCUCAGGUUGAAUUGACUAAAGUAAGGAUGGAAUAAUUUGGUGGCUUAAGAGCAAUCUCACAUCCAAAGCAGAUAGAGAGGGAAGAGAUCAAAGUAGUCUUUGAUAAUUUUAGAUGAUGGAUUCAGAAAUCUCAUUCAUGGUUUCCUUUGCAUUUAAUUAAAUAGCCAUUUCCCCCAUUUCUUCUUUUGACAAUUUGUAACUCCAUAUUUUUGUAAAAUAAAAAUCUAGAAGCUGGCAUAAGGCAUAAGUCAAUUAAUUCACUUUUCACAUUCUAGGAUUGAUCUUUCCAUGUUCUUUGGUCCGAACUUAUUUACAUCCUUGUAAGUUGUAGCAUUUUAUGUUGCAACAACAUUUGUAUAUAUUAAAAUUAAAGCAUCUACUCCCUCUUUUGACA
Molecule: messenger RNA, 2471 nt
Organism: Benincasa hispida (wax gourd)
Lineage: Eukaryota; Viridiplantae; Streptophyta; Magnoliopsida; Cucurbitales; Cucurbitaceae
Source: RefSeq, a predicted model, not a curated record